This is a messenger RNA of Rhinolophus ferrumequinum (greater horseshoe bat), 1065 nucleotides long. It is a transcript of the gene MYMX, whose product is annotated as myomixer, myoblast fusion factor. The record is from RefSeq and is a predicted model, not a curated record. The transcript is spliced from 2 exons. Bases 656 to 910 code for a protein of 84 amino acids. Gene Ontology annotation, biological process: myoblast fusion; skeletal muscle organ development. NCBI's taxonomy places the organism in Eukaryota, Metazoa, Chordata, Mammalia, Chiroptera, Rhinolophidae. Gene Ontology annotation, cellular component: Golgi membrane; plasma membrane; endoplasmic reticulum membrane.
UCCCGUCCCUAAGUGGGAGUGCCACGCAGCUCUGUCCAAUUGGGCCCAGCUAUGAGCUGGACUGUCACCCCACUAGUCUACCCCAGAAGAGCACACACCAAUGCCUGCCCAGGUCCUUUUCUCCCUGUCGUGGCCACUCUGAGCAUGCCUGGUGUGUCUGGGCUGCAGUCUUACUGCUUCUGAGGUUUGGGCAAGUGGGUCUCAGAUACAGUCCCAUUCCACUUACUCCUCCCAGCUAUUCCCAGUUACGGAGGUAACUGAGGAGGUGGCUGGAGCCUUAAAGAAUCAAUGUGCCUCCAGUUACAUCAUGAGAAAGUGCAAUCUUGGUUCCAACUCUGAGGUUUGCACCCAGCAGGGAGAAUUCAUACAUCUGUUCCUUACCCUUCUUGCAGCCCAGCUGCCCCUUCCCUCCAUAUACCAGGUGCCAACACACAGCUGUCUCUUCCUUGCUCCCCCCACCCUAGCAAGCUCUGCUGGGUAGGGUUGAGCUGGGUGGGGCAGCCCUGUGUAUUGAGUGUCCUGUGCGACUGUGGGCUGUGUCUCGACAGGCAAAUUCAGCCAGAGAUUGCUUCUGAGCAGUGGUUCUGACUGGUGAGGAGGGAGCAGGAAAGGCAAGCGUAGAAUCUGGAUUGCCUGCAGAGUCACUGACCCGGCCAUGCCUGCUCCACUGCUCCCGCUGCUGCUUCGAACGCUGCUGUCCGGCCUGUUGCUGCCUGCCGCCCGCCUGGCCCGCCAACACCUCUUGCCCCUGCUGCGCCGACUAGCGCGCCGCCUGGGCUCCCAAGACAUGCGAGAGGCUUUGCUGAGCUGUCUGUUGUUCAUCCUCAGCCAGAGACACCGGCCAGAUGCUGGGGAGGCCUCCAGAGUGGCCCACCCGGAGAGGAGGGAGAGGCUAGCCCGGCAAAAGUAAGGCCACGAGUCCUGGUAGCAGCAGAAACGAAAGGCUUUCUUUUGGAGUACGAGUCCUGGCACCAUCACUGACAGCAGCCUGCCCAGGGCAUCAGACUGAGCAGGACUGAGCAUGAGAUGGGUUUGACCAAGACAUGCCUCUUGUUCCAGCAAAAA